Gossypium raimondii (Peruvian cotton) is the source of this 1420-nucleotide messenger RNA. Its product is annotated as WAT1-related protein At1g43650. The record is from RefSeq and is a predicted model, not a curated record. Lineage: Eukaryota; Viridiplantae; Streptophyta; Magnoliopsida; Malvales; Malvaceae. The transcript has 7 exons. Gene Ontology annotation, molecular function: transmembrane transporter activity. Gene Ontology annotation, cellular component: plasma membrane. Bases 48 to 1133 code for a protein of 361 amino acids.
GCUUAUCAAUUGAAGACUGACAAAAGGAAACUGAGAGGGAUAACAACAUGAAGAGCAUACUUAAAUAUGCAAUGCUUAUGGAAAACCAUAAGCCUUACAUUGCAAUGCUCUUUGUACAGUUUAUAUAUGCAGGCAUGGCCUUGUUUUCAAAAGCAGCAAUUUCCAAAGGAAUGAACCCUUAUGUGUUUGUGGUGUAUCGGCAAGCCUUUGCCACGAUCACGUUAGCACCAUUCGCUUUCUUCCUUGAAAGUAAGCAGACAUCUCUAUCAUACAAUUUAAUCAUCAAGAUCUUCUUGAUUUCGUUAUGCGGGCUCACCUUGAGUUUAAAUCUCUACUCUGUUGCAAUAAAAUACACCACUGCAACAUUUGCUGCUGCCACAACCAACACUAUUCCUGUUCUUACCUUAAUCAUUGCUGUUUGCUUAAGGAUGGAAAGCAUAUCGGUACGAAAAUUUCCAGGACUAGCCAAGGUGUUAGGUUCAGUAAUCAGUCUUUCAGGAGCUUUGGUGUUUGCUUUUGUUAAGGGGCCAACUAUAAAGUUCAUGAACUGGUAUCCGGAAACUCAAAACCAAACUGCAGACUCCAUUGCUAAGGAUCACCCUGUUGGAGUGUGGAUAAAAGGUUGCCUUAUCAUGCUUUCAGCCAAUACAGCAUGGUCCAUGUGGCUUGUUUUGCAGGGUCGCAUAGUGAAGCAAUAUCCGGCCAAACUACGCCUCACUGCUCUACAAUGCUUCUUUAGUUGCAUUCAAUCGGCAAUUUGGGCAAUUGCAGCAGAGAGAAAUCCAUCAGCCUGGAAACUUGGAUGGGAUGUUCAUCUUCUAGCUGUAAUCUAUUGUGGUGUAAUUGUUGCUGGCAUCACAUACUGGCUUCAAGUAUGGACUAUAGAGAAGAAAGGUCCAGUUUUCACAGCAAUCUUCACUCCAUUAGCUCUAGUCAUAACAGCAAUCUUCUCUGCAUUCUUGUGGAAGGAAACCCUUCACUGGGGAAGUGUUGCCGGGGUUGUCCUACUGGUUGGUGGUCUUUACAGUGUGUUGUGGGGUAAGAAGAAAGAAGAUGAGAAAAUGGUUAGAAAUGAACAAAAUCCCGGUACUAAUAAAGAAGAAAUUGUACUGGAGUGCAUUACACAUCAGUGAUUGAUGGGACUCAAAUAUUAGCUAUAAUGGCUUUUGGUUUUGGCCAUUUUGAUGCUCACAUUUUCCACAGUGUGAACCUCUUCAAGGAAGACAACACCAGCUUAGAUUUCAUCCUUUUUUUCUUUUCUUUUCUUUUUUUUUUGCAGCUUGUGUUAUUAGCUUGUUUGCUGUCUUUGUUCUAACUUGUUAGUAUUUUGGUUGAUCCAUUGAAACCAGUUGUGAAUACCUAAACUUUAUUUGUGGGUUCCAAUGGCAGAAAUAUAAUUAUAAGGUUUUUCCUUCUUCAA